AUGAGUUCGCUUCGAGUACAAAAGCGACUCGCUUCAUCUAUCUUGGGAUGUGGUAAUAAAAAAAUCUGGCUUGAUCCUAAUGAACCUAAUGAAAUUUCCAAUGCCAAUACUCGUCAAAGUGUUCGUAAAUUAAUUAAAGAUGGUUUGAUCAUUAAAAAACCCGUAGCAGUACAUUCACGUUUUCGUACCCGUAAAAAUAACGAAGCCCGUCGAAAAGGUCGACACAUGGGUCAUGGUAAACGAAAAGGUACAGCUAACGCUCGUAUGCCAGUGAAGAUUCUUUGGAUUCGUCGUAUGCGCGUAUUACGUCGUUUAUUGAAAAAAUAUCGUGCAGCAAAAAAAAUCGAUCGACAUAUGUAUCAUGAACUUUAUUUGAAAUGCAAAGGUAAUGUUUUCAAAAACAAACGCGUAUUAAUGGAAUUUAUUCACAAGAAGAAAGCCGAAGUGCAACGUACGAAAAUGCUUUCUGAUCAAGCUGUUGCUCGUCGUGAACGUACAAAGGAAAAACGUGUUCGUCGUGAACAACGUAUUCUUCAAAAACGUACUGAUUUUUUGGGUAAACAAGAUGAUGAUGACUCAAAUGUUGCUGUUCAACAAGCUAUUGAACAACAAGUUCAAACACCGGCUGUUGCUGCAGCUCCAAAGUCGCAACAACAAGCGCCAUCAAAGACUGUUGCUAAACAAGAAAAGAAGCAAGAGAAGCAACCACAACAAAAAAAGAAAUAA
This is a messenger RNA of Rotaria socialis, 726 nucleotides long. NCBI's taxonomy places the organism in Eukaryota, Metazoa, Rotifera, Eurotatoria, Philodinida, Philodinidae. The record is from the annotation of a GenBank genome assembly.